UCGAUAUUGUUAGCGGCUUAGCGGUGGUGUGCUGUGUUGUGAUCGCCGGUGACUGUAGGAACACACAAAAGAGGCAUGCUCACCCUUCAGUAUCAUCAAAUUUCAGGAGAGGUUUAUAUAUAAAGACGUUGGAUACUUGUUUGGCGAUGGAAGUACGUGAAGAACCACAAGGAAAUGUUCCUUAUGGAAAUUCGAAGUUGGCUGGAACCGUUAACUGGGGUACAGCUAGUGUCGUUGGAGUAUUUGCUGGUAUGCUAUAUGGAGGCAUGAAGGAAGCUUCUGCUUCAGUUAGCAAGGAUGCAGAGGUAACAUUAAAACUAGGGAGCACGUCUGACAAGCGGGAACAAUAUCGAUUAAUGAGAGAUGCAAUGGAGAAAAGGUUCAUCCGAAUUACCCGUGGUUCGAUAGUAGGAGGUGUUCGCCUUGGAAUAUUUACUGCUGCAUUUUAUGGGUUGCAAACUCUUCUUGCUGAGAAAAGAGGAGUUCAUGAUGUCUAUAAUGUUGUCGGAGCUGGAUCUGCCACUGCUGCUACAUUUGGUCUAAUCAUGCCUGGAUCACUUGCAUGGCGUGGAAGGAAUGUGCUUUUGGGUUCAGUACUGGGUGCAACAUUUUGCUUCCCUUUGGGUUGGCUUCAUUUGAAACUAGUGGAGAAAGCGAAUGAAGAGAGCUCUGUUGUUCCUGAAAGCAACAAAGCAAAUCCCAAUGUAGGUGCUGCAAUAGAAAGACUUGGAGGAAAUACAAGUGAAUAAUGUCACAAAUCUGAAACAGUAACAUGAAUAUAAACUGUAAAGUAGGCCUGGUUUUUAUACCGCCAUUAUACGAAAAUGCUAAGGUCAUGAUGUGAUGGAUUAUAGCCUUUUUUGUAAUGAAACUGGUCCUUAUGAGUUGGUGAUCCAAAUUUUGUAAGACAACUUAGAUUAACGUGGCUUUAUUGUCUUAUUCUGUUUUCUUCAAUAGGAAUUGUCUUAUUGAUACCAGAAUGAAGAAAAAUGAAGGAUGUAAUAAGAUCCUAACAAGGAAUGUAGCAAUGUUUCUGAAUCAGAAUAUUUGUUGUUUUUUCUUUGUAAAAUUUUCUAAGACUUCUAAUAUUGACUUUUGUUGCUAUGAUAUUAAUUUAAUGAAACUCAUAUUUGUACCA
Molecule: messenger RNA, 1138 nt
Organism: Erigeron canadensis
Lineage: Eukaryota; Viridiplantae; Streptophyta; Magnoliopsida; Asterales; Asteraceae
Exons: 6
Coding region: 147-749 (200 amino acids)
Cellular component (GO): mitochondrion
Source: RefSeq, a predicted model, not a curated record